This is a messenger RNA of Kwoniella shivajii, 963 nucleotides long. RefSeq lists its product as uncharacterized. The coding region runs from base 1 to 963 and encodes 320 amino acids. The record is from RefSeq and is a predicted model, not a curated record. The transcript is spliced from 6 exons. Lineage: Eukaryota; Fungi; Basidiomycota; Tremellomycetes; Tremellales; Cryptococcaceae. Gene Ontology annotation, cellular component: catalytic step 2 spliceosome.
AUGUCACGCUCACCAGAAAAGUAUUCCAGUCGAUCGCCCGAUGCAAGGAUGAGUCCUUCUCUUUCACCUGCCAGAUCAAGGCGGCCUGAUGUGGAGGAAGCUCCUGCCAAACGAAUGCGAACGGAUCGAAAAGUGGAAGAUAAAGCCAGGGGUAAAAGAUUAUUCGGUAAUAUCCUGGGGACAUUACAGAAGUUCCAAAAAGAUGAUAAAUCAUCAAGGACAAGUGAAGCUGCCAAGAGGAGAGAGCAAGUUUCAGAGAGGAUAGCAGCUAAAUUAAGAUCUGAAACUACAUUACAUACAGAGAUAUUAGAUUCCGAAAAAGAAUUGAAAAGUCUCAAGAUAAAUACUGAGAGUGCGGAAUACGUAUUAAAGCAUAAACAAGUAGCGCUUAAAGCACGUCAUGAUUUCCUUGAACCAACCUCAAAAUUCCUUUAUACAUCACUACCUCCCCCAGAACCAUUAAUAUUCGAAAGUAAUCUACUCAACCCAUCACCUAUACCUUUAUCCAAAGGACCAGGGAGAGAACCUCCUCAUGGAAAGGAUUUAGCACCAUUAUACUAUUUACCUAAAAUACUGCUACCUCAUCAAACGUCAGCUUUGAAAUCUCGUCAAGCAAAUUUAUCCGAAUUAAUCUCAGAAGAAAUAGACACCUUAGAAAAGGAGAAGGAGAAAGUUGAAAGUACAUCAAUAACGAAUCGGAAGAGAAUUGAAGAGUUAUCAGACAAGUUAGUUGAAUUGAGACAACAAGUGAAACAUACCAAUGAAGAAGGAGGGGACAGUCAAGGAGCAAGUGGUAGUAGUAGGAGAAGAGGAGGCGGUGGAAGAGGUAGAGAUGAAAGAGAAGAUGAUUUCGGCAGAACACCAAGGGAAGAAAUGGAUCUCGAUCGAGACAGGGAAAAAGAUGGCGAAGAAAGAGGUGUUGUAAUCAAAGGUGAUGAAGGCGAUAUCGAAGUGGAAUAUUGA